Molecule: messenger RNA, 1556 nt
Organism: Drosophila serrata
Lineage: Eukaryota; Metazoa; Arthropoda; Insecta; Diptera; Drosophilidae
Gene: DCP1
Product: decapping mRNA 1
Biological process (GO): positive regulation of catalytic activity; deadenylation-dependent decapping of nuclear-transcribed mRNA; deadenylation-independent decapping of nuclear-transcribed mRNA
Cellular component (GO): P-body
Molecular function (GO): enzyme activator activity; mRNA binding
Source: RefSeq, a predicted model, not a curated record
AAUUGCGAAUGUGCAUAUUAUAUAUAUACGUAAGGGAUUGUUGAAUUUACAAAUAAUUGCAAUAGAGCUUAAUAAUUAUCAUAGCGAUUUGAAUACAAUUACGAUGGCCGACGAAAGCAUUACCCGGAUGAACUUAUCAGCCAUCAAGAAGAUAGAUCCCUACGCCAAGGAGAUUGUGGACUCGUCCUCGCACGUCGCCUUCUACACCUUCAACUCUACGCAGAACGAAUGGGAGAAGACGGACGUGGAGGGCGCAUUCUUCAUAUAUCACCGCAACGCGGAGCCGUUCCACAGCAUAUUCAUCAACAACCGGCUAAACACGACCUCCUUCGUGGAACCCAUCACCGGCAGUUUGGAACUGCAGUCGCAGCCCCCCUUUCUGCUUUACCGCAACGAGCGUUCGCGGAUUCGCGGCUUUUGGUUCUACAACAGCGAAGAGUGUGAUCGCAUCAACAGCCUGGUGAAUGGCCUGCUGAAGAACAGGGACAGGGCGGACACCAACGGCCAGGUGUCGCGCUCCGCCCCGACGCUCACGAACCCCAAGCCAGACAACGCGAGCAUAUUCAAUAUGCUGAGUAAGGCGCAAAAGGAGUACAACGCACAGGUGAGCGGACAGUCGAAGACGCCGUCGGAAAGCGUUACUGCCGGUAACGUUCUCAAGUUCUUCGAGUCUGCGAAGCAGGCCACAGUGGAGUCGCAGUUCCAUCGCGUCCAGCCGCUGUCCGUGGACCAGCUGGAAAAACAGCAGCGCGCGGCCACGCCAGGGGAGGACCUAAACCUUAUCCACUCGGCCGGCGGUAGAGAAACUGCCGGCGAGCUAACGCGCACCUCCGAGAGCCGAAUAUCGCCCUUCCAGAAGGUGCAGCAAGCGAACGCACCUCCUCUGUCGCUGCUCAGUGAGUUGAAGAUCGGCCAGAGCUUUGUUGCCCCACCAAGUGCCCCAUCGUCGUCGGCCCUCAUGGCGAACGACGAUGCCGGCAAGUGUCUGCGGCGGCUACUGGCCGGCGACAAUAUGCCGGCCCUCAUGCCGCCCACCAUGUUCGAUGCCCCCAAUGGCAAUUCGGAGCAGCAGCCGCAGCGCGUGCAGCAGCCCCUGAACUUAACCCAGUUCGUGCAGGCCUUUACAUACCUAAUACAUAACGACAAAGAGUUUGUCAACAAAUUGCACAAGGCCUAUCUUAACGGCUGUUCCUCCUCAAGCCUUCUGCUGGACUCGAGUCCCACAUAUCAAUAAAAAAAUGAUAUAUUCUUUAAUUUCCGAAAUUCAGCCACUCGUUUCCUUCUUUUCUUGAUUUUGUGCGCCGCCGAGCAGUGUUAAAUGUUCAUUAAAUGUCAAACGGCCAAGGGCGAAACAACAGUUGUAGAUUUUUAAUUCAUAGGAUUCUUAUAAAGGCCUCUAAAAUCAGAGUUUUGCGAGUUAACCUACAUAGUCGGUGGUUUGUGUGAAGUAUUCGUAUUUAUUUACAAAAUGGAUUAACAAGCCGAAAGGGCCAUAAAUAAGAGAGAUAGUUGAAUGGCAAACAGAAUUCAAUAAACAUAAUUUUAGUAACAAUAAA